AUGUUUCAUCUGACUCUCAAGUCCAGUCGGCUCUCAAUAGCUGGCCUAUUGAGAUGUCAAGUGACGCAACUCCGUGGGUACUCGAAAAAGAAAAGACAAGUUAUUCGCUCUUCUCACGGGAAAACAUUAGAUGCUCAACCUACAGAGAAGAAAUCGAAACUUUUUGCAUUUGGCAACUUUGCAUCGCUUCUGAAGCCACGAAGAGAAGAACUCGAGAAGUCAGAAUCAACCAUAGAGAAGAUUGCCUCGUUUGACUCACUUCGUAUUUUCCCCACUGUCAGAGCUGCUAUGAUCAAGGAAAUCAAGCAAGGUUACAAUCUCAAAAGCACUUAUGUGAAAGACAAAGAUGAUCUCUCGAUCAAGCCGUCACCAGUGCAGAUUGCCGCUAUUAAGAAGAUUAACCAGAUGCGGAAACCUCGCAAGUCUCAAGCUCACGAAACCAACAAUUCCAUCUUGCAAGAAUUGAUCGAUGAGAAUGAGAAGAAGAAGUUGAAGGUUUUCACAAUUGCUGCUGAGACUGGCUCUGGUAAGACUUGGGCAUAUUUAGCAUCGGUGUUCUCGAAACUCAAAGAGGAUGAUGCUCAUUUGUUUUCCAGGAGUAAGAAAUUGUACGAGGACAGCAAGCAGUACGAGACUAUACGUUCGAUAAUUUUGCUUCCUACUCAUGAAUUGGUGGAACAGGUUUAUAAGACUGCGCAUGAUGCGGCCACAAUGCCAUUGGAUAUUGAGACUGAUGUGGAUGCAAAGUCUUUAGCGGCCCCAGGCUUUCGCGAGUUUCUUAAGCUCCCUGAGAACCAGAAUAGUUUGAACCUCAAUGUGGUCAAAUGGGGCUCGGGAGACUCUCAUGAGAAGCUUUUCAAUGCGUGUAAAAGAGGAAGAGUGGACAUGCUCGUGACAACUCCUUCUAAAAUUCAAGGGUUGGCCAAGUUGACGAAUAUUCCGCGUCAGUUCAGAUUCUUCAAUUUUGUGGACUACUGCGUGGUUGAUGAGGCUGACACUCUCUUAGAUGGUUCAUGGUUCAAGGAUACUGCAACGGUAUUGCUGAGAUUAACCAAGUUGAAAGAUUUAAUCAUGUGUUCUGCCACCAUUCCUAAGGACUUCAACAAGAGUCUAAAGACCAUGUUCAAGGAUGAAAGCUCGGUGAUCAAGAUCGUCACUCCUCUGAUCCAUAAAAUUCCGAAGCAAAUCGUUUUGAAGGUCAUCGAUGCAGAACAAUCUCCUUAUCAUGGCUCAAAGACAAGAUGUUUGGCACAAGCCUUGUAUGCAAUUCAUAACGAUGGAACUGAAGCUGGCUUCGUCAAGAGAAUCUUGGUGUUCGUGAAUGAGAAAAAAGACGUUGAGCCAUUGGUUGACACGCUUUUGACCAAGUAUGGACACAAGAGAACUGACAUAAUUGGUGUUACAGGCGGCGACUCCGCUUCUGAUAGAAGUGAAAAGAUUGAACCUUUCAUCCAUAGUGCCACUCCGCUCGAGGAGGACCCGGAUGGAAGCAAGAUUAAGGUCUUGGUAACUACAGACUUGUUGGCUCGAGGAUUGAAUUUCCUGGGUAUCAAGAAUGUGAUUUUGAUGGAUGUUCCCCGUAACUCUGUUGAUUUGAUUCAUAGAGUGGGAAGAACUGGCCGGAUGCGUCAGUCUGGAAGAGUUUUUGUGAUUAUAAACAAAAAGUCUAAGAAAUCGUGGAUAAAGGGAUUGCCUCGUGCCAUCAAGCACGGAGCAACUCUUGGUUAA
Molecule: messenger RNA, 1728 nt
Organism: Sungouiella intermedia
Lineage: Eukaryota; Fungi; Ascomycota; Pichiomycetes; Serinales; Metschnikowiaceae
Source: the annotation of a GenBank genome assembly